UGCGCCUGCGCAGCUCCUGGUCGCGGCGCUGGUUUGCUGCGGGCGGCGCGAGCUGGUGGUGGGAGUUGCUGCCGAGUAACAACAACAAAUGCCCGAGUGUCUGCGGCUGAGCAAGCGCCCUCCUGGACAGAAGCAGGACGAGACUGAGCCUCACAGGCCGCCCCGUGUCCCCGAACAUGGCAGAGGACAGCGAUUGGGUUGUGGAGAGCAUUGCGGAAUACCUGGGCAGCCCGGCGUGGGUCGUGCCACUCACGGAUUUUAUGGAGAAUAAAUGCACAGUCUUCGAUGACGAAGAUGAAAACAAACUGACCUACACGGAGAUCCAUCAGCAGUACAAGGAGCUGGUAGAAAAGCUGCUGGAAAACUACAUGCAGGAGGUUGGGAUCAACGAGGAGCAGCUGUUGGAAGCCUGCACCUCUCCACUCGCCAAGUCCAAAGCCCUGCAGAAUGUCUUUCAGCCGGUGCUUGCAACAGAGGAUUUUGAGGUGUUCAAGUCACUGAUGGUUCAGAAGAAUGUGGAGCUGCAGCUGCAGGCCCUGCGUGUGAUUCAGGAGAGGAAUGGUACCCUGCCCGAGUGUCUGACAGAUGGUGCAGACAUGAUAUCAGAGCUGGAGCAGCAGGAGUUAAGGAUACUGAAAGAAGUGCUGAAGAGAUCAAAGGAAGAGUAUGAGCAGGACAUGGCGAGGAGGCAGCUGUCGGAGGACGAGGGUGGCUCGACUUCCAACAGCAGUACAGAGCGGAUGGCCUUUGACAGCACCGAGCGGCAGGACACGGUGCCAGGCCAGGCGUCUGAGAAACGGGCCGAGAGCACGCCUUCUGUGUGCAAUGCCUCAAGGAUGGCCGAGGAGAAAAAUAUAAAAAGUGCUGGCAAAGCUGGGGAUAACAUGAAACAUGGCACCAACAAAGUUGGCACACAGCCCACUGCAAAGCUGCUGCCUGGGAGGAGCGGUGCAGAUGCUAAGCUUCUGGCCCCUGUGAGAGCUCCAGUCAGGGGGUCCGAGCCAGCGGCAGACCCCAGGGAGAAGAGCAGCACUGAGGCUGCCGAGGCCUGGCUGGAAGAGGCGCGUAGGGAGGCCGGGAUAUCCAGGCCUUUCACUGAGCUGUCAGCUGCACAGCAGGAGCAACUCCAGCAGAGGGCGCACUAUCUGAGACAGCAGAGGGACAGGCUGCUAGCCAUGAAGAGAGAGCAGAGAGACAAACUGUCCACGUCAGAGGAAUCGCCAGUGGCUCUUGCCCCCAGGACCGUGGAAAUUUCUGAAGAGGAGAAAAGACAGCUGCAGAAACGGAAACACUUGGCUGAAAAACUGAAGGAAGAAGUCAUCAAAAAAUCGUGAGGGAGUUUUGGAUCUGGAUAAGUACUAGUUUCUCCAAGCACCUUGGACCACAGCAGAUGGAUUUUUGUGCCAGUUCCACUGUACAGCUCUAGCUAGGGAACACAGUAUUGACUAUUUUUCCUUCUUCAUCAGAAUCAUUCACUUUACAGCCACAGCUGCAGAGGAGCAAAUAAAUGGACUGAAUUAUCUGGCUGUAAUGACCUGUACACUGUUUAAUAAAACAAUUUUCUAUAUAUUUUUUUUAAAUUAGAGCUUAUGUAGUUUAAACCACAGUGGCCUAAGAAAAUAAAAUAGACUCUAAUUUAGGUUAAUUUGACAUUUGCCAUGCUUCCCUUAGACAGACAACCACCUGAUGUUACUGUACCAAUCUAAACUUUCAUCAGGCAGGAAGUACCAAAGAUGUGAUCUCUGUAUUAAAGUUUAUUUAUAUAAGUCUGAACCACUGUGUCAAAAGCCAACUUUUAACAUACCACCCCACUACGGGGGAAAUUUCACAAUGUUGUGUCCAUUAUUCACUAUUUUAAAGUUCCAGGCAGCUGUAAAUAUACUGGUAGAAAACAAUGAAAGUAGACCAGCUUGGACAUCAUUUAUACAGUGACUUUGUAGAAACCCACAUCUUUGGCAUCAGCUGAUCACCAGGUGGCUAUAGAAAAAAAAUGCUUUGGUGACAGGAGUGUUGUAUAGGCUAAGGAAAUUAUACACGUCUAUUGCGAACAAGAGGGCUUAGGCUCAGAAUUAUUUCAGAUAGGUCAGGAAAGA
Messenger RNA from Lepisosteus oculatus (spotted gar), 2093 nucleotides. RefSeq names its product cilia and flagella associated protein 36 (gene cfap36). The record is from RefSeq and is a predicted model, not a curated record. Gene Ontology annotation, cellular component: ciliary base; axoneme. NCBI's taxonomy places the organism in Eukaryota, Metazoa, Chordata, Actinopteri, Semionotiformes, Lepisosteidae.